AUCUGACACGCUUUCAAAAGAAGGACAAGCGUCACAGGGACAUCCAUUCACGUGACCGAACAUUUCUGAUGAGUCUAGCAUCGCGGUCUAGACUGGUCCAUGACGACAAUGGAGCUCGAUUCGGUGACAUCAUCGAGAUCUACUUUGCUUUCGUCGUCCAAGUUGAUGGACUUUUUCGCUGCAGUCGGCGAUGCCCAGCAUGUCGCCCACAAUCUUCCCGACGAUACCAAAUCAUUUGCGGAGGCCGUAGCCGCCCGCUUCGGCCAGCAAGACAAUAUGUCCACAGCUCGCUUACUCCCGCCCCCCGUGCUCAAAGUUCCGCUUGUGUCUAUGCCCAGUGUGCUCAGAUUAGCACCAUCAGCCCCCUCGAACGCCGACCAAAAGCCCUUGGACGCCUUUGCGCUCACUCCCCAGUCACUUCCCCAAUGGAUUAAUGACCCCCACACUCUCAUUAUCGACAUCCGGCCCCACGCGGCCUAUUCCUCGGCGCGCAUCUCCCGUGCAGUGUCCCUGUCCGUUCCAUCGACGUUGCUCAAGCGGCCUAUGUUCUCUCUCCAGCGGCUGGCGGGAAUGCUGCCCUCCAACUCAGCCCGCACCCAGUUCUCCGCUUGGCGUUCAGCGUCUCGGAUUACCGUCUAUGACGCGGACUCCACAUCGCUUGGGGACACAUCGAACAUACGGGGCCUUCUCCGGAAGUUUCGCGCCGAGGCUCCGGAGGCCACGAUCGAGCUAGCGUGGGUGGUUGGUGGAUUCCAAGCGGUGUGGACUACAAGGCGGGAUCUGGUUGAUGUUGUGCCUCCGACACCGGACAACGAGACGGAGGAUGAUGAUGCAGAGGAUGCUCCCUCAAUCAAUCGCACGCUCAGAGCACACGAUCUCCCCCGUUCUGCAUUUGCGCUCUCAAGCACGACGCAGGGACCGCGGCCAGGGCGAGGCAAGUAUCGCUGGAUCUCUCUUCCUGAGAGAAGCACUGACCUCUGCGCAGGUCCCUUCAUCCACAAUUCCGAUAAUCCGCAACCUAUCAUGGAUCCUACUGAUCAGCCUGCGACCCUGGCAGCAUUCAACCCGUUCUACGACUCUGUCCGCCAGAACGUCGAGCUCAGCCAAGGCAUCACUGAACGGAUCCCCCUCCGAUUGUCUCGCCGCGUACGACGCCGGAUCGGAGAGCUCCCCUUCAAGUGGCUGCGUGACAUUGCCAAGCGGGCGGCACCUGUCACACCGCCUGAUCUUGCGUUGGGAAGCUCGAUGGAUGUGUCCUUCUCUCAGGUCCGCGGCCCCCGUCUGGACUCAAGUGAAGAGGAAAGUAGCGACUCCGGUCUCAGCGGGGUCGAUCGCUGGGGUCAGCCAGAUGACUUGGAGCCCAACCCACAGCCAAGGCCAACUGACGUUGAGGAAGGCACUGAGGCCCUGGCUAUGCAGUUCUAUCGGAUUGAACUAAUGGAACAGCGACGAAUGAUGGGCAUCAUGGAGCACCACAGCCACGAGAGCGGCCCUCCCAAUCACGAAGCUGACCAGCAAGAAACGACGACGACAAGCACGGAACCCCGUUCUAAGUCGCUUGGAUCGGAGACCUCUUCAGAAAUUUCGUCUAAGGAAUCUAGCGACAACAAUUCCAGCUCGAGCUCUGACUCGCUGCCGUCAACUUCCAGCUCCGUCCCAGAUCUCACCAGCCGUCCCGUCCGACGCCUCGCAGAUGACAAUUUUCCUUUCAGCAUCACUGCGGGGGUUGAGAAAGGCGCGAAGAACCGAUACCGCAACAUAUGGCCGUUUGAGCAUGCGCGGGUGAAGCUACACGCGGACGGUGGUUGGCAGGGCCCCGAUCCCCCAAAAUUGACCUCGCUUGAUCUGCUGGAUGCGCAGCCUAUCGCCCAUGACGACUAUGUCAAUGCCUCUUACGUCCAACCGCUCGGCACACACCGUCGGUAUAUUGCCACGCAAGGACCUUUGGAUGCCACGUUUGGCGAUUUUUGGACACUGGUCUGGCAACAAAAUGUCCACGUGAUUGUGAUGCUGACCCGGGAAGUCGAGGGUGCAGUCGUCAAAUGUGGCGCUUACUGGAUGCCUGGUGUCUACGGCUCGCUGAAAGUCGAGCUUCUGGGUUGCGGAGCACCGGCCUGCACGGACAUCUGUUCUUCCUGUGCCUUUGACUCGGGCGAACGACCGGAGACCACUGGCUUCUUUGGCAAUAUGGCAGCCAAAACGCAGACGACCGAGGCACCGCUUCUCAUCAGGCGCACCCUUCGAUUGACCCAUGCUGCUUACCCGCACGCACCUCCGCGACGAGUCGUGCAGCUGCAAUACCGAGGCUGGCCGGACAUGAAUGUUCCAGAAGAAACGCACGGUGUUUUGGGACUGGUCGGAGAAGUAGACAAGGCUGUCGACGAGGCCGGCAAGAGUGCACUGCCACGGAACUCUGUGAAACACCGGGCUCGAGUCGAAAGCGAUGGUGACGAUGUGGAUGCCACUGCGGGUGUCGUAAACCGAGCAUUGCGCGAUGGCGCGGAGGGUGCUCCUGUUCUGCUGCAUUGCAGUGCUGGAGUCGGACGGACUGGAGGGUUCAUCGCCAUCCACGCUGUUCUCGAUUCGCUGCGACAGGAGGCCAGAUCACUUUUCGCCUCUGGACAGCAGAUUUCUCCCGUGCCCGGUCACAGGCAGAGCAGCGGCAGCGACACCCAGUCUACCAGCAGCACGGGACCUUUGCCCAGCGAAAUCGGUCGUCUGGCUGUCGCCGACAGUGACGGCAUGGAAGUGGACUCGGAAAACGUCGCCGACGGAAGAACGCCGAUGCAAGUCGACGGUGUGGACAUGACUCUUGGUGCAGAAGUCACCAAGCGCUGGGCCCAGGGAGUGGCGGACACUCAGCCCAGCUCACUUCCCCCAGCAUCCAUCUUUCCGGCUCCAGAAACGACCUCAUUUCGUUCGAGCACCUCUUUAGAACCUCUGUCCAGAGACUCAUCUCCAUUCUUGUCGGCGCCCCGCACUGCGCUCCCCCUGUUUUUGCGUCGUGGCAACGCAGACCGGCCGCGUACGUUCUCCGCGCCGUCGGCGGCUACACCAGUGCACAAAAACGUAGCCAAGGUGCUUGACCGAUCGCUUGUCAAUUCGCCAGCUCCAGAUUCGCGUUCCAUGUCGCCAUUCGCUCCUGGCCAGUCCAGUCUCCGAUCGUUCAAGAGCGUGGAAAAUAUGCUGCCCACUGCGCCCAAUGUUGACUACAAGGAGCCGCGCUCGCUGCACUUGCGUGGUGGAAAGGGCCCCGUUCGGCUCAGUACGCUGGAGGAGCCCAUCUGGGAGGUCAUACAGGACAUGCGCGAGCAGCGGAUGAGCCUGUGCCAGAGCCUGCGUCAAUAUGUGUUCGUACACGCUGCCAUCAUCGAAGGCGCUUUGAUGGUCAUUGACCAAGAACGUGCUCGGGCUGGCUUGAGGUCGCGCCCAGCUGCUCUUAGUCUCUCGCCGCCGCCGAGAAGAACGUUGAAUCGACCGCCGAGAUUGGUUCUCCUGCCAGGGCAUCUGCACAGUCCCUCGUCGACCGGCAAGCGGCUGGCAAGUCCCACCGAACUUCCCAAGGAGAACAAGAAGGGAGAAAUCGCUCUGUCCAAGCGGCCCAGCAUCAAGAGGAAGCAGGUCAGCGGCGACGAUUUCCCUCCUCAUCUUUUCCCGCCUCCGUAAUGGAGAGGGCGCUUUCUCUUGCUUUGCCGACUAAUCCAGUAAUACUCCUACAUCGCAUACUCUACACUGUUGUUACAACCUAGCCAUCACCCCAUUUGACUGCUCAGCCCUUUCGGGCUUGUAUUUUUACUCGCUGUAUCAUUACAAUACACAAAUCGAUCUCUUUAAACGAAA
Molecule: messenger RNA, 3840 nt
Organism: Mycena citricolor
Lineage: Eukaryota; Fungi; Basidiomycota; Agaricomycetes; Agaricales; Mycenaceae
Source: the annotation of a GenBank genome assembly